Messenger RNA from Hyaloscypha bicolor E, 1452 nucleotides. RefSeq lists its product as uncharacterized. Gene Ontology annotation, molecular function: basic amino acid transmembrane transporter activity. The transcript is spliced from 9 exons. NCBI's taxonomy places the organism in Eukaryota, Fungi, Ascomycota, Leotiomycetes, Helotiales, Hyaloscyphaceae. Gene Ontology annotation, biological process: basic amino acid transport; transmembrane transport. The coding region runs from base 1 to 1452 and encodes 483 amino acids. Gene Ontology annotation, cellular component: fungal-type vacuole membrane. The record is from RefSeq and is a predicted model, not a curated record.
AUGGCGCCGGAUGAAACAACCCAGUUGCUGGUGAAGCCAGCAUCGGAUCCAGGCUGUUGCCCGGAAGAAUGGGAUGGAAAAACUGCAACGGCACAGACCAGCCAAAUUUUUGCGCUGUGGCAGAUAGGGGCACUUUGCGGCAUCUUGCUAGCAUACGCGGAUACGUCUCUGGUAUGGGCAACACAUGAGACAGUAGCAUCACGUUUCGAUAAUCUGGAGAACUCGUCAUGGAUGAUGACUAGUUUUACAAUAGGUUACUGUGUGACUUUGCCUUUGAAAGUGAUACCAGAAGCUAAUUUGACUUCAUGCAAAGAUAUUGCCGUACCAUCCAACGUAGCGGUUCUCAGAAGUUAUGUCAACAUUGCCUCAACAGUUGGACUUUCACUUGGUGGUCCCCUUGGAGGAUUCCUUGGCGGAACGAUCGGUUGGAGAUGGUCCUUUCUAGGUCAAGUUCCACUUGCAACUGGUUGUUGCGUUCUCCUCGCAGGGGGUCUCCGAACAUUUUUGCCAGUACUCAAAGAGGAAGACGAACGGCAGCAUGAAGAAUCCGCAACUGACCUUCAACCAGACCUCUUGACCUUUGACUACCCGGGAGCCAUAACCCUUGCCAUUUGGAUAUCCUCGCUUCUUGCAGUCAUCGAUCUGCAGAAUCAGCUUUCUUGGGGACACCCUCUCGUUCUGAGUAUAACAAUCGUUGGAGUACUAGCUAUACUAGCUUUCCUUGCUUUAGAGACCUAUCCGGGAAACCGGGAACUUUUGAUACCUUUACGACUUUUGAAAACAGAGGUUGGCGCUUUCUGUGCCGGACAGUUUAUUUCCCAAAUAGCACCUUACUUUGCAAACACGCAAGGAGCUUCAGAUGCAAAAGGCGGAGGACAGAUAAUUCUCCCGAGCAUUGGUAAUGCAAUAGGCAAUCUUGUUGCAGGCCAAGUAAUCAGAAAAUUUGGAAAUUACAAAAAGCUUUCCCUCAUCUCCCUCUUCUUCUGUAUUGCCACUUCACUCUUAAUCCUACUCCAAUGGUCUCAUUCUAUAAGCACUUGGGAAGCCCUUGCCACCUUCCCAUUCGGUCUUUUUGCCGGCAUCGUCCUCUCCACACAGUUCAUCGGCCUCUACCACUGUGCCCCGAGGCAACACAUGGCAAUAGCUAUCAGCAUGUACUACAUGAGCCAACAAAUUGGUAUCGCCUUGGGCAUCAGCAUUUCUUCCGCUCUCCUGAAGCAGGAGUUCAAGAACACCCUACAGAAAACGUUGAUCGUCGUCCCUAACUACCAAGAGAUUAUCAAAAACAUACUGAUGGAUUCUUCUGUUGUUGCGAUGCUUCCUACUGACGUCAAGGAACUGGUGCGGCGGAGUUAUCUGAAUAGUUUCUGGGUUGUGCCGGCGUUAGCUACUUCUACUCAAGUACUUGCUAUCCUGCCGAUGAUUUCUACUACUGAGAAGUAUUCGGAUUGA